Messenger RNA from Aplysia californica (California sea hare), 3071 nucleotides. Its product is annotated as ATP-dependent RNA helicase SUPV3L1, mitochondrial. The record is from RefSeq and is a predicted model, not a curated record. Gene Ontology annotation, biological process: RNA catabolic process; mitochondrial RNA 3'-end processing. The coding region runs from base 197 to 2554 and encodes 785 amino acids. The transcript has 17 exons. Gene Ontology annotation, cellular component: mitochondrial degradosome. Gene Ontology annotation, molecular function: ATP binding; RNA helicase activity; hydrolase activity, acting on acid anhydrides. NCBI's taxonomy places the organism in Eukaryota, Metazoa, Mollusca, Gastropoda, Aplysiida, Aplysiidae.
CUAUCAGUAUUGAAUGAACUACCGUUGAAAUAGUAAUAGCCUAAUAUAAUGAAAAUUUAAAAAUAGGGCUAAUUGAAAUUUUCAAACUUUGAUCCACACCAACUUUCUCUUACAAUAAAUUUCAAGAUGUCUGCGCCCUUGUCGAGCAAUGCUAUACAUCCUGUGAGAUGAACUGAAACAAAUCACAGUUUCAAAGAUGGGAACUCGUCUUGCAAGCAGAUCAUUUGUUCAUCAAAAGGAACUCCUGGCAGUCGCUAGACAUCUUUGCAGCAAACCAAGUCAUCUUUUGCUGAAAAAAGAAGUAGUAGUCCACCAGUGCCAACGUCAUAAAUCAAGACAUUCAAAAGAUUCCCUUUCUUCAAUCAUCCAGCCUCUUUCCGUCAAACCUGUCUCACGAAAUGCAGAUGACAUCAAUAUUGGAGAGGAGUUAACUGGUACUCUCAAGAAAGAAAAACUCCUGAAAGUACUCACGAAAUUCCACAGCAGGGACAAAGUGAAGAAACUGGCCUUUGAAAAUGGAUUGGACAAUCGUCUUUUUCACAAAGCCUACAUCAGCUUUCGAAAGUAUUGCGUUGAGUCAGAGCAGCUCCCUGUGGAUCUUCACAUUGUGAUCAGUGAUGUCUUGCAAGGCUCUGGCAAUGUGGAUGAUAUUUUCCCAUAUUUCUUGAGACACUGCUUUGAGAUUUUUCCUCAUUUAGAAUGCAUGGAAGACCUGAAAAAGAUCAGUGACCUGAGACUACCGGCUAAUUGGUACCCAGAGGCACGGUCUAUGCAAAGAAAGUUCAUCUUCCAUGCUGGCCCGACCAACAGUGGAAAGACUUACCAGGCCCUGGAAAGGUUCAUCAAUGCCAAAUCUGGUAUCUACUGUGGCCCUCUCAAGCUUUUGGCUUCAGAGGUCUACCACAAGUGCAAUGAGGCUGGAACUCCAUGUGAUCUUGUUACUGGUGAAGAACGACGACAUGCAAAUGAGGAUGGCUCACAGUCCAGUCAUGUUGCAUGUACAGUAGAAAUGACCAGCCUGACCACUCAGUAUGAUGUAGCAGUGGUAGAUGAGAUCCAAAUGAUCAGGGACGCUCAGCGAGGAUGGGCGUGGACCCGCGCUGUUCUGGGUCUGUAUGCCGAGGAGAUUCAUGUGUGUGGAGAAGCCUCGUCUAUUGACUUGGUGAGAGAGUUGGCACUCACCACUGGCGAGGAAGUAGAGGUGAGAAGAUACAAGCGACUCACAAAUCUCUCUUAUUUAGACCAUGCUGUUGAGAAGUUUGAGAAUGUCAGACCAGGGGAUUGCAUUGUGUGCUUCAACAAAAAUGACAUUUAUUAUGUGACUAAACAACUUGAACAGCAAAACAAAGAAUGUGCAGUCAUCUAUGGGUCCCUUCCUCCUUCAACAAAGCUUGCUCAAGCUGCCAAGUUUAAUGAUCCCAACAACUCUUGCAAAGUCAUGGUUGCUACGGAUGCCAUUGGAAUGGGAUUGAAUUUAGCCAUUAAACGUAUUGUGUUCUACUCUGUGAUGAAACCCAUGCUAAAUGAAAAAGGAGACAUCGAAAUGGACCUCAUCUCAACGUCUCAAGCCCUUCAGAUAGGGGGUAGGGCUGGUCGCUACAACACGCUCUAUGAGAAUGGAGAAGUGACGACAUUCUUUGCAAAAGAUUUACGAAUAUUGAAGGAUAUCGUGAAACAACCGAUUGAACCAAUUAUGCAAGGAGGAUUACAUCCAACUGCUGAUCAGAUUGAACUGUUUGCCUACCAUCUCCCUAAGGCUUCUUUGUCAAAUUUGAUAGACAUCUUUGAAAUGAGUUGUGAACUGGAUCAAGAUACGUUCUUCAUGUGCAAAAACGAUGAUUUCAAGUUCCUGGCUGACAUGAUAGAGCAUGUGCCCCUCUCCUUGCGAGUGCGAUAUGUCUUUUGCAGUGCCCCUAUCUCUGUGAAGCAGCCAUUUGCUUGUGCUAUGUUUCUCAAGUUUGCCCGGAGAUUCAGCCGCAAUGAGCCUCUCACCCUGGACUGGUUGUGCAGACAGAUUGGCUGGCCUUUGAAGCCCCCAGAGAACUUGGUGGAGUUGGUUCAUCUAGAGAGUGUCUUUGAUGUACUGGAUCUCUACCUGUGGCUCAGUUAUCGUUUUCAAGAUCUGUUUCCUGAAUCGCACCUGAUUCGUGACGUACAAGGGGAGCUGGAUCAAAUCAUUCAAAGUGGAGUCAGAAAUAUUGUGCAACUGGUCAAAAACCAAGAAAGAGAAAAUAGUGGUGACUUGGAUAGUGAGCAAGAUUUUGCGAUCAAGACUCGGGCUCAGCGCAGCAAAAUUCCCUCAGGCAGGAGAGCAUUAGAUGAAGGAAUGCAGAAAUUGCGCAGAGAUGAAAAGGAGGUGCGCAGUGAAAGCAAGUUGGCUCACAGCAAACUGGCACAAAAACUGGUGGAGAGUGGAGUUGUUACCAAAGAUAUGUUGGACAAGCUGAAGGAGGAAUGGAGUCUGGAACAGAAUAAAAAGAAACAGACGUCUGCUGACGUUGAUGGGGAUGAAGACUGGACUGACAGCAGUGAUAACGAUGACAACAAAAGAUGAUGAUGAUGAUAUAUUUACUCCUGUAUGUGACGCAUGAAAAAGAAUAUGCCCGUUUGGUGUCUGUGGCUGCGUUAAAAUGGUGUGUGUGUGAGAAAGUGAUGGUAAGUCUAACAGUAACAGUCCUGUAGCCUUGAUACCAAUUGUCACAGUAUGCAGAAUGCAAAUGUUACAUUUUGAGCAUGUUGUAAUUUGUGUCAUGAUCUUUAUAUAUUUACAAAAUUGAGGCUGUAAACUAUCCAAGAACUUAUUUUGAUUUUGUAAUGUAUUGGAAUGAUUGAGGUAUCUUACAAUAUGCGAGUUUAUAAUUUGCCGUUUGACUGGCGCUGUGGGCCACCUUGUAGUGCUUUGAUAUGAGCUGCUCCGUUUUCUGGUAAGGAGUUUAUCCUAUCACAAUGGGAUUUAUGACUUGUGAGCAUGCUCCAGAUUUACAGACUUACUUGGAUUACUUGGAUCCAGAGCUAGAAUCAUAGCAGGCAGCGCAUGUCCAUAGCUGCUCAUCUCUCCUUUCCAGCAUCCA